AUGGAAGACGGGACCCAGCAAUCUGGUCCAGGCGGUAUCAUCAGCGUGCGGGGGCCCCAGCCAGAAGGCGUUAUAGUGGAUGGCCCCCACAAGAAUAGCGUCACUUUCCCCACCAAUACAGAGCAACGCUCCGAGCAUCUUCAACGCUUUGAGCGUUUGACAGCUCGAUCUCAGUGGCGUUUAAGUCCGCCUGAGCUAUUUUCGCUCCUCAUGGGCGUUCUUAAGUUCCAAUUUGAUAUUCUAGAUCGCCAUGCUACUGGUCAGGUUCAGAUUGAAUUUGAUAUCGAAGACCCUUUCGGAGGGAUUGGGCUUGUUCAACGCCAAGCUUGA
Messenger RNA from Fusarium poae, 330 nucleotides. RefSeq lists its product as uncharacterized. Lineage: Eukaryota; Fungi; Ascomycota; Sordariomycetes; Hypocreales; Nectriaceae. The coding region runs from base 1 to 330 and encodes 109 amino acids. The record is from RefSeq and is a predicted model, not a curated record. The transcript has a single exon.